Messenger RNA from Fragaria vesca subsp. vesca, 1003 nucleotides. RefSeq names its product auxin-responsive protein IAA4-like. Gene Ontology annotation, biological process: regulation of DNA-templated transcription. NCBI's taxonomy places the organism in Eukaryota, Viridiplantae, Streptophyta, Magnoliopsida, Rosales, Rosaceae. Bases 135 to 680 code for a protein of 181 amino acids. Gene Ontology annotation, molecular function: protein binding. Gene Ontology annotation, cellular component: nucleus. The transcript is spliced from 2 exons. The record is from RefSeq and is a predicted model, not a curated record.
AUCACACAUUUCAAUCUGCAUCUCAUUAGCACAAUACAGAGAGAAGAAGAAGAAGAACCAUCAUCAAAGUUUGUGAAGAAGGUCAUCAACAUUCUGCAACAUAUUUUCAUCAGAAAACCCAACCAAAGUUAGCUAUGGCAUUCCAAGCAGAAGAUCUCAACCUUGAAGCCACCGAGCUCCGAUUAGGCCUCCCCGGCACCAAGGAAACCGAGCAACAAAAGACCAACAACAAAAGAGCAUUGCCAGUUGAGCAUGAGUCCAAUGCUUCUUCAGCUCCCAAGCCUCCUCCUUCCAAAGCACAAGUAGUUGGAUGGCCACCGGUGAAAUCAUACCGGAAAAACUGUUUCGAGGCGAAGAAAACCGAGGGAGAAAGCGGUGGGAUGUUCGUGAAAGUCAGCAUGGAUGGAGCUCCUUACCUGAGAAAGAUGGACCUGAAGGUUUACAAAGGAUAUCCAGAGCUGCUCAAGGCCUUGGAGGAGAUGUUCAAGUUCAAGGUUGGUGAAUAUUGUGAGAAGGAACUAGGGUACAACAACAGAUCCGAGUUUGUGCCAACUUAUGAAGACAAAGAUGGGGACUGGAUGCUUCUUGGAGAUGUUCCAUGGGAGAUGUUCUUCACUUCAUGCAAGAGGCUGAGAAUCAUGAAAGGUUCAGAAGCCAAAGGCUUAGGUUGUGCGGUAUGAUCGAUCCUAGCUUCGAGAAGUACGUGAACAAAUAUAUACACAUAUCGAAGGGAUCGAACAAACUUUCGGCUUGAGCUUUCGAAGAAAUUUAACAGAUCGAGAUGUCAUGGUCUUCCUUUUUUGUGACAGAAUGAUCAGAGGAAAAAAUUGUCAAAAUUGGAGGAGAUAAGAAGGAUUUUCAUGUAAAGUUUAUUUUGUCAUGUCCUCUUUCAAAGAGUCUUUCAAAGAGAAAGUGUAGAAAGAAUAUAUAGAGAUGAAAGGUUGAACAAUUAAAUGUUUCACAAUUUUCUUUUCAUUACAUCAAACAAAGGAUCAUAUUGUAC